CGCGGCGGCGGAAGCGCGGCGCUUCCGGGGCGAUGGCGGCCGGCGGCAGCGCGAGCCGCGCGGAGCGGAAGGCGGCGGCGCGCGCCGAGCUCCUGCAGCAGGAGGAGCAGCGGGACCGGCGGAGACAGGUGUCCCGCAUCUGGAGGAAGCCGCCGGCGGAGCGGAGCCCCGAGGAGUGCCAAGUGCUGGGCGAGAGCGACGACAUCGUCCGCGAGCUGGAGCGGCGCCGCAAGCGGCGAGAGCGGCUCCGCCGGCGGCAGGAGGAGGUGUGUGACGAACCAGAGGAGUUAAGGAGAAAGGCCACUGAGCUGGCUGCUGCCAUCCGCAGCGCCAAGCACCUCGUUAUCUACACGGGAGCCGGGAUCAGUACGGCAGCUUCAAUCCCAGACUACAGAGGCCCUAAUGGCAUAUGGACGUUGCUGCAGAAGGGCAGGAGCAUCAGGGCCACAGAUCUGAGCGAGGCAGAGCCCACGCUCACCCACAUGAGCAUCGCCUGCCUGCACAAGCAUAACCUGGUGCAGCAUGUGGUGUCUCAAAACUGUGAUGGGCUGCACCUGCGGAGCGGGUUACCCCGAGCAGCAAUAUCUGAGCUUCAUGGAAACAUGUACAUAGAGGUCUGCACUUCCUGUACACCCAACAGAGAGUACGUGCGAGUAUUCGACGUGACAGAGCGCACAGCCCUGCACAGGCAUCACACUGGCAGGAUGUGCCACAAGUGUGGGGCACAGUUGAGAGAUACAAUCGUCCACUUUGGGGAGAAGGGGACGUUGAGGCAGCCCCUGAACUGGGAGGCAGCAACAGAAGCUGCAAGCAAAGCAGAUGUGAUUCUUUGUCUGGGUUCCAGCUUAAAGGUUCUGAAAAAAUACCCCCACCUUUGGUGCAUGAGCAAGCCGCCGCCCCGGCGCCCCAAGCUGUACAUCGUGAACCUGCAGUGGACUCCCAAGGACGACCUGGCCGCCCUGAAGCUGCACGGCCGCUGCGACGACGUGAUGCGGCUGGUGAUGGCGGAGCUGGGGCUGGACAUCCCGCGCUACGACCGGGUGCGGGACCCCAUCUUCGCGCUGGCCGAGCCGCUGCGCCCCGGUGAGGAGGGGACGCACUCGCGGAAGCCGGUGGCCCCGCCGCCGGGCGCCGAGGAGCCGCCGCGGAGCGAGGAGGCGCCGCGGGAGCAGCCGGGGGCGCCGGGCCGGGCCGGGGGGUGGCUGGGCCGCGGCUGCGCCAAGGGCGCCCGGCGCAGGAAGAGCUGAGCGCGGGCGGGGCCGCGCCCCAAGAUGGCGGCGGGGCGGGCGCGGGGCGGGGCGGGGCGGGCGGCCGAGGCUCCGGUAGCUCGGCCGCGGGCGCGCGGCGCCGCCGGUGACAGCGCGGCCAUGCUGCGCAACGGGGCGGCGGGCGGCGGCCCCGCGGCGGGCGGCAGGGCGGCGGCGCGGCCUGUGCGCGUCUGGUGCGACGGAUG
This is a messenger RNA of Strigops habroptila (Kakapo), 1453 nucleotides long. It is a transcript of the gene SIRT7, whose product is annotated as sirtuin 7. Bases 33 to 1247 code for a protein of 404 amino acids. Gene Ontology annotation, molecular function: NAD+ binding. The transcript is spliced from 10 exons. Lineage: Eukaryota; Metazoa; Chordata; Aves; Psittaciformes; Psittacidae. The record is from RefSeq and is a predicted model, not a curated record.